Molecule: messenger RNA, 2370 nt
Organism: Rhodotorula toruloides NP11
Lineage: Eukaryota; Fungi; Basidiomycota; Microbotryomycetes; Sporidiobolales; Sporidiobolaceae
Product: elongation factor G
Exons: 13
Coding region: 1-2370 (789 amino acids)
Biological process (GO): mitochondrial translational elongation
Cellular component (GO): mitochondrion
Molecular function (GO): translation elongation factor activity; GTP binding; GTPase activity
Source: RefSeq, a predicted model, not a curated record
AUGCUGCGAUCCGCCGCCUCCUCCCUCCGCGCUCAACUCCCUCGAGCAUCUCGCUCGCUCGCGCCCUCCCGCACAGCCGCAGCGCGCUCGCUCGCCGCCCAGUCGACUCGCACGCCUCGGGUCGCCCUCCAGCGCCGUUCGUUCGCCGCCUCGGCGUUGAGGAGCGAUGAGGGAGGGAAGCCUCAACCGGUGCAGCCUCUCGCGGCCAAGUUCCCGCUCUCCGACGAGGACAGGACUCGAUUGACGAGGUUGAGGAACGUCGGAAUUAGUGCUCAUAUUGAUUCGGGCAAGACGACUUUGACGGAGCGUAUCUUGUUCUACACCGGUCGCGUCGCCUCUAUUCACGAGGUCCGUGGUCGGGACGGUGUCGGCGCCAAGAUGGACUCGAUGGAGCUGGAGCGUGAGAAGGGCAUUACUAUCCAGAGUGCCGCGACGUUCGCAGACUGGGAGGUCAAGCAGGCGGCGGACAAGGAGAAGGAGGGCAAGUACAGCAUCAACAUCAUCGACACGCCGGGUCACGUCGACUUUACUAUCGAGGUCGAGCGUGCUCUUCGUGUCCUUGACGGAGCCGUCCUCGUUCUCUGCGCGGUCUCGGGUGUUCAGUCCCAAACGAUCACCGUCGACCGCCAAAUGCGUCGCUACAACGUCCCUCGUCUCUCCUUCAUCAACAAGAUGGACCGCGCCGGCGCCAACCCUGAGCGAGUGCUCAACCAGAUCCGGCAGAAGCUGCGCAUGAAGGCGGCCAUGGUCACCAUGCCGAUGGGUGCUGAGGCUGACUUCGCUGGCGUCGUCGACCUCGUUCAGAUGAAGGCUGUCUUCAACGAGGGCGAGAAGGGUAUCACCGUUCGCCAGGACGAGAUUCCGGCAGAGUACGUCGAGGCGGCUAAGGCGAAGCGUGCGGAGCUUGUUGAGACGCUCGCCGAGGUGGACGACGAGAUUGCGGAUGCGUGGCUCGAGGAGCGGGAAAUCACGCCGGUUGAGAUGGCUAACGCCGUCCGCCGCGCGACGAUCGCCCUCAAGUUUACCCCCGUCUUCACUGGCUCCGCACUCGCCAACAAGUCCGUCCAGCCCGUACUCGACGGCGUCUGUCUCUACCUUCCCACGCCCAACGAGGUCCCCGCAGUCGCGACCAACAUGGAGGCGCCGCAAGACCCGCCUCAGACUCUCUCGCCGACCUCGAAGGCGCCGCUCGUCUCGCUCGCGUUCAAGCUCGAAGAGGGUCGCUACGGCCAGCUCACCUACAUCAGGGUCUACCAGGGCACGCUGAGGAAGGGCGCCGUCAUCACCAACGUCCGUACCGGCAAGAAGGUCAAGGUUCCCCGGUUGGUGCGAAUGCACUCGGACGAGAUGGAGGACGUCGACAGUAUCGGUGCUGGCGAGAUCUGCGCCAUGUUCGGUGUCGAGUGCUCGUCGGGCGACACCUUCUCGGACCAGCCUGGAGGCGGCGGUUUCACUAUGACCCAGAUGUUCGUCCCUGAGCCCGUCAUCUCGCUCGCCAUCCGCCCGAAGGGUCAGGAAACACCCAACUUUUCGCGCGCUCUCAACCGUUUCCAGAAGGAGGACCCGACCUUCCGCGUCCACGUUGAUGCCGAGUCGCAGGAGACCAUCAUCUCCGGCAUGGGCGAGCUCCACCUCGACAUCUACGUCGAACGCAUGCGCCGCGAGUACAACACCGAGUGCAUCACCGGCAAGCCUCGCGUCGCCUUCCGCGAGACCAUCACACAGGCCGUGCCGUUCAACUACACCCACAAGAAGCAGUCGGGCGGUGCUGGACAGUACGGAAAGGUUGUCGGCCGCCUUGAGCCGAUGGAGAUGGACCCCGAGACGGGCAAGGACACGGCGUUCGAGAGUGUCGUCAUCGGUGGAAACAUCCCGACUGGCUACAUCCCCGCCGUUCAGAAGGGAUUCAACGACGCUCUCGAGCGCGGUAUCCUCACCGGUCACCAGAUCUGCGGUGUCAAGAUGGUCCUCGAGGACGGAGCCGCCCACCAGGUCGAUUCGUCCGAACUUGCUUUCCGUCUCGCUGCGCAGGGCGCUUUCCGCGAGGCCUUCCCCAAGGCUGCACCCGUCGUCCUCGAGCCCAUCAUGAAGGUCGAGAUCAUCGCGCCUGCCGAGUUCCAGGGCAAUGUCAUCGGCGGAAUCAACCAGCGCAUGGGCAGCAUCGUCGACACCGAGGUUCGCGAUGAGGAAUUCACCGUCAUCUGCGAGGUCCCGCUCAACGCCAUGUUCGGCUACGCCAGCCAGUUGCGAGGAAUGACACAGGGCAAGGGAGAGUUCUCGAUGGAGUAUCUCCGCCACGCAGCCGUCCAGCCCGGCGUCCAGAAGGAGAUGGAGGCCGCUCACCGCGCUUUCAUUGGCCGCAAGUCAUAG